Acanthamoeba castellanii str. Neff is the source of this 1128-nucleotide messenger RNA. Its product is annotated as 3deoxy-7-phosphoheptulonate synthase. NCBI's taxonomy places the organism in Eukaryota, Discosea, Longamoebia, Acanthamoebidae. Gene Ontology annotation, molecular function: 3-deoxy-7-phosphoheptulonate synthase activity. Bases 1 to 1128 code for a protein of 375 amino acids. Gene Ontology annotation, biological process: aromatic amino acid biosynthetic process. Gene Ontology annotation, cellular component: cytoplasm. The record is from RefSeq and is a predicted model, not a curated record. The transcript is spliced from 8 exons.
AUGCCGCGCGUGAGCUCCACAGACUUCUUCAAGGCCACCAAGAACGGCGUAGACGACGUUCGCAUCGCUGAGUUGAAGCCCCUCAUUCCUCCGCAGAUCCUGGUGGAGGAGCUGCCGCUCACCCCGGCCUCCACCACAACCGUGCUCGAGGCCCGACGCGAGGCCGAGGCCAUCGUGCGCAAGCAGGACGACCGGCUGCUCGUCAUCGUCGGCCCAUGCUCCAUCCACGACCCGCAGGCCGCCCUCGAAUAUGCGAUGCGGUUGAAGCAGGUCAAGGAGGAGCUGAAGGACGAUCUGUGCAUCAUCAUGCGGGUCUACUUCGAGAAGCCACGCACCACGGUCGGCUGGAAGGGGCUCAUCAACGAUCCCAACCUCGACGAAACCUACCAGAUCAACAAGGGCCUCAAGACUGCUCGCGGCCUUCUCUGCCAGCUGAACGAGAUGGGCGUGCCGGCCGCGGUCGAGUUCCUCGACACCAUCUCGCCGCAGUUCAUCGCCGAUCUCGUGUCGUGGGGCGCCAUCGGAGCGCGCACCACCGAGAGCCAGGUCCACCGUGAGCUUGCCUCCGGUCUCUCCGUCCCCGUAGGCUUCAAGAAUGGCACGGAUGGAGGCGUGCAGGUGGCGUUGGAUGCGAUCAAGGCCGCAAGCAAUCCUCACCAGUUCCUUUCGGUGAGCAAGCAGGGGCUCACGGCCAUCGUGCGGACCCUCGGCAACCCCUCGUGCCACGUCAUCCUCCGCGGAGGCAAGCAGGGUCCCAACUACGACGAGACGCACGUGCAGCAGGUCAUGGAACAGCUCGAGAAGGCGAAGCUCCCCACCAGCAUCAUGAUUGACUGCUCUCACGACAACAGCCGAAAGAACCACCUCAACCAACCCACCGUCGCCCAAUCCAUCGCUGACCAGAUCGCGGCGGGCAACGAUUCGAUCACAGGAGUGAUGAUCGAAAGCUUCCUGGUGGAGGGCCGACAGGACCUGCCCAAGGAGGGUCCGCGCUACCUGCAGUACGGGAAGAGCAUCACCGACGCCUGCCUCAGCUGGCAACAGACUGUGCCCGUGCUCCAGUCCCUCGCCUGCGCCGUCCGACGACGACGCGGCACACCCGAGGAGGCCUCGGCCAACACUCAGUAG